AUGUCGACCGCUACCUCGUCGUCGCACAUGCUCCUCGUCCAUCGCGACUUCUCCCGCAACCUCGACAGCCUCUCUGCCUCCUUCUCCUGGCACCUUGACUCGCUCCAAGAAGCCCUCACUGACUUUCCUCGUUCCCGCAGCAGCAGCAGCAACCUCGACGAUCUCGACAAUCUCGCCCCCCCGCGCAACUACCGCAGCCACCGCGACGCCUCGGGCUACUGGCGCCCUGCUUCCUCCAUCUACUCGGACUGCAACGACAACUACACCUCCCCCGUCUCCCCCAAAUUCGCCAACGUGGCUGCCGCCGACGUCUACUCCUCCGCUGUUGCGGACAUCUCCCCCCCGAGCUCUCCUGACAUGGACGCUCACGGGGUUCGGACCCCGACGUCCCGCGACGGCAAUGUCUCACCCAUUGAUGACACCCCGGAUGUGUCGCAGAUCGACAUCAACGCCGGGCAGGGGCAGCAGCAGCAGCAACCAACCCCUUCGCCCCAGCAAAAGACAAAUAUCCCCAUGAUGCGUCGUGAACGUCGCAAGAACCAAGAGGCCGCUACCCACCCUCUCCGAGAGACCAAAUCCCAACAGCGUCUGCGCAUCCAGCGCGAGACCAAGUGGGACGACUUGACGGGCGAACCCACGUCCCACAACACGGGCCGUGCGGGUCAGGUCAGACCACAAGAGUACGCCCAGGAGUUCGGUGCGAACCAACCUUUCGGGAAGUCCCCGGCCGCCCUGAGAGCCAUGCAGAACGCACCACAGGCCCAGCAGACCUUUGGUGACCGACUGCGGAGGUUGAGGCCCAGCGCCGGAAAGCAGCAGCAGCAGCAGGAGAAGCAGCAACAUCAGGAGAAGCAACAACAGCAGCAGCAGCAACGACAACAUCAGCAGCAGCAGCAACAUCAAAAUCAAAAUCCUCCCGAGUCUGCCACCGCGGCUGUUGACGCCCUCGACGAACGCCCGCCCUGGCGCGGUGCAAGCGGGCGCACGCCCAUUGUCAACCCCGUCCGUGACACCAAGCCCGCGACGCCUCUCAACAUCCUCCCCAAGAGCACGAGACGCGCCGCCGUUGGCCCUCGGCUGCCCAUCGCCGGCGUCAACUCGCCGCUGUCCCCUGUCAGUCCCUCGAAUUCUGAAACGUCACCGCGCUCGAGGACGCCCACCAUCAGGACUGUCAUCAACGCUCCCCGCCAGCUGACUGCUUCGCCCUCCCCCUCGUCCGCGCCCGCUGUCACUCGAACCCCUCCGCCCGCACAGUCGGCCUAUCCCAGUCCCCCCAACUCGGGCGCUGGUGUCCAGUCGCCUCCCCUACAUGCGACGCCCGAGGCCACCGCCGCCGUUACCAAUGUCGCGACCCGACAGCGUCCACCCCUGCCGGGUCUGGGCCUGCCCGCUUCCCCUAAUGCGCAUCUCGGCCAGGACAGAACCAUCCGGAGAAAGCCUCCUCCUGCCAACAACGACACAACCAUCACCACCACCAACAAUAACAGCAGCAGCAGCAGCAGAAACGCACACGCCCUACACGCACCGAAACCGUCGUACUCGUCGAGCGUCUAUUCUGACCUGACGAUCCAAGCACCGAGCACUCGCGAGAAGUCGCCUGCAGCCGUCACUCAACCCGCAACCAGUCGUCCUGCAGCUACUCGACCUGCAGCCACUCAACCUGCAUCCACUCAACCUGCAGCCACUCAACCCAACGAGCCUUGGGCUCAGCCUCCCUCGAGAUUUAGCGACACGACCUACGCCGCCUCGUCCCCGGAUACGCCCCGCGCGUCCGCCGACACGAACCGGCCCCCCGUGCCGACUCUGCCGACGCCCCCCCACCAGGCAGACGGUGUCAUGAACCGCAAGCGCCCGCCUGUCCUCAAGUCCACGAGCCCAUCCAUCAACCCCGACGAGCCCUUUGUCAUCUCCAUGUCGUCCCCCUACAUGUCGGGCGCCUUCACCGAAGACACUUCGCCGCCCGCCGCUCGCACUCAGCUGCCCAGCCAGAAGCAGCCGCUGCUGCCGCGCACCAGUUCCGCCAGCCUCUUUAGCAACUCGAGCCGUCCCGACUCGCUCUGGUCCACUAGCAAAGCCCUGCCGCCGCCGCCGACCGAGCUGUCCAUGGUCAACGACCGCGUCGGGUACCUCAACGCCCGCCUCGAGUCGUUGGGCAACCGCCGCAUCAACAUCAACCAGGCCAUCAAGCAGAUGACGGAACUGAUGCCCACCGACAGCAUCCUCGCCAGCGAGGCCGUCCUCCGCAAGCGCGAGGCCGAGAAGCGCAAGGUCGAGGCCCUCAAGCUCGAGCUUUCCGAGGUCCAGCGCGAGGAGUACGAGAUCGGUCUCAAGCUGCACAGGGCCUACAAGAGGAUGGACCGCAACGCCGAGUACGAGCCAACGACGCUGUGGGUAAGGAGGGUUACUGGCUAA
This is a messenger RNA of Colletotrichum higginsianum IMI 349063, 2412 nucleotides long. RefSeq lists its product as uncharacterized. The coding region runs from base 1 to 2412 and encodes 803 amino acids. NCBI's taxonomy places the organism in Eukaryota, Fungi, Ascomycota, Sordariomycetes, Glomerellales, Glomerellaceae. The record is from RefSeq and is a predicted model, not a curated record. The transcript has 2 exons.